This is a messenger RNA of Ostreococcus lucimarinus CCE9901, 228 nucleotides long. RefSeq lists its product with no specific name. The record is from RefSeq and is a predicted model, not a curated record. NCBI's taxonomy places the organism in Eukaryota, Viridiplantae, Chlorophyta, Mamiellophyceae, Mamiellales, Bathycoccaceae. Gene Ontology annotation, biological process: ethylene-activated signaling pathway; regulation of DNA-templated transcription. The annotation marks the transcript as partial. Gene Ontology annotation, molecular function: DNA-binding transcription factor activity; DNA binding. The transcript has a single exon.
CGACGACGCACGCAGGGCGGCAAGGGCGACAAGCAGUCGAAAAAGGCGACGACGUCGCAGUAUCGCGGGGUGAGACAGCGCCCGUGGGGGAGCUGGGCGGCGGAGAUACGCGAUCCAAAUCGAGGCGCGAGAUUGUGGCUCGGCACGUUCGAUACCGCCGAAGAGGCGGCGAGAGCGUACGACGCGGCGGCGAGACACAUUCGCGGGCCAAACGCGAAGACGAAUUUU